Molecule: messenger RNA, 1284 nt
Organism: Protopolystoma xenopodis
Lineage: Eukaryota; Metazoa; Platyhelminthes; Monogenea; Polystomatidea; Polystomatidae
Source: the annotation of a GenBank genome assembly
AUGUUUACCCAAUCAUCUACUAGUGUAUGUGAAAUCACGCCUCUCCAUACAUCUCAUAUUCCCACGGAUCUAGGACCUACUCAUCCCUCUUCUCACGGCAGCCUUACUUGUGAAUAUGAGACUCCGGCAGGCGCUUCUUUAACUGCCCAUAGGGUUGAGCAAGGAGCUGCUGUCGAGUAUGAAUCUGUAACGGGUUCUCUGCCACUAACAAGAGCUCAGUCAUAUCCCAUUUUGUCUUUUACUACUUCUCUUUCGGAAUCUAAUCCAUAUUUUAUGUCUAAUUCAAUCGAAUCCUUUAAAGCAACCGUCGAUACCCAUUUGAUUUUUACAGAUUUAUUGUGCUCUGAAUCCUUACAUUCUGCCUCAUCUUUUCAAUCACGAGGUGCUGUUUCGGAUCCCGAUCUUCACCUUUCCCGUCUUCCAAUCAGUAUCUCUAGUCCAUUAGUCGAUAGAUCUGCCUCUGACCAAUCGCCCCUGGCAGAUUCUUCAGCACCAUGCCCGAACCUAUGUAAAACAACAUCAUCAGCUGCAUCCACCUCUUACUAUCCUCCAUCUACUUAUCUAAACAUGCUUAAUCGGGAUACAAUUGCUAUUUCAAUUACUCUUCCUACAAGUGCCUCACAUGAUAUCUCUCCCUCUCGUUCUCCUCCCCCACAUCAUUGCGUUUCCCCCAUCCAUCCCAAUCAACCAAACCUAGACGCUUAUUACAGUCGCGAUAUUUUCGAAGAUUCCUUAUGUCUAGCCUAUCCCAGUCACAGAGGGACGUGCAACUCUGACAGUAAGAAUAUUGUUUCAACAUCCUCGUUCACUCCAUCUUCAUCUUUAAUGUUGAGUACGAAGGCCCAUGCAUCGACUGACCCUUGUCCUUUCCUAAAUGGAAGCAGCUCCUAUUCGGGCCUUGCUAUGCAUAAACAGAAUGAAACAGAUAAACUAUCUGAAACCAUCGAAAGCCUGGAUGAUAGUGUUAUUAUUGUCGGAGUAGAGCCCGCAAAAACUAAUUCUCAUGGUCUGUCUGAAGUCUUCGACAUUCAGCUUGGAAAUUUGCAUAAUAAGAAAAGAUCAAAAGAUUUUUCUGGACGUGAUUCAAGUAAUCUAGUCGAGGCACACAUUAGCGAAGCCUUUCCCUUGCAAAAGACAUCAUUUACCGCCAAAGUUGGUCCUGAGAGAAUCAAUAAGCAUAUUGUAUCUGUUGUGCAGGAGGCCAAGCUGGCCACAAAAAAUCAUCAGCUUGCUUUACGAAAUUGCAGAAAAACUCACUGCUUUGUAUUCAGCUGCACCACUUGA